Molecule: messenger RNA, 626 nt
Organism: Drosophila sechellia
Lineage: Eukaryota; Metazoa; Arthropoda; Insecta; Diptera; Drosophilidae
Gene: maf-S
Product: MAF bZIP transcription factor K
Exons: 2
Coding region: 101-499 (132 amino acids)
Biological process (GO): regulation of transcription by RNA polymerase II
Cellular component (GO): nucleus
Molecular function (GO): DNA-binding transcription factor activity, RNA polymerase II-specific; RNA polymerase II cis-regulatory region sequence-specific DNA binding
Source: RefSeq, a predicted model, not a curated record
UACAGCAGAAGAAGAAGACGCACAAUAACAACGCAAAAAAAGGUAGAAAAAUCUAGCAAAUUGUAAAAGUCCGCGUAAAAAUAAAAUAUAACCAGCCACAAUGGAAGCAAAGCGCGAGAGAAAGUCAUCCCUGGCCCCACUUUCGCCGUGUCCAAUUCCGGAUAUUACCGAUGACGAUUUGGUGAGCAUUUCGGUAAGGGAUCUCAAUCGGACCCUCAAGAUGCGUGGCCUGAACCGCGAGGAGAUCGUUCGGAUGAAGCAGCGCCGGAGAACCUUGAAGAAUCGCGGAUACGCGGCCAGUUGUCGCAUCAAGAGGAUCGAACAGAAGGACGAGCUGGAGACUAAGAAGUCGUACGAGUGGACGGAACUGGAGCAGAUGCACGAGGACAACGAGCAGGUGCGCCGCGAGGUGUCCAACUGGAAGAACAAGUACAAGGCGCUGCUGCAGUUUGCCAUCCAGAACGAGAUUCCCAUUCCCAGCGAGCUGGAGGGCUGCUGAACGAUUGCCCAGUCACAUUCCUGUUUCUGUCAAAAUUUUAAUAAACCCAAAACGAAAAAAAACACCUGUAACUAAAGUACAAUAGCUGGCAAAUACCCUUCCUCAAUAAACGUAAUCUGCUCAAGAA